AGUGUGAGUCAGUCCCAGUUCCAGCCGGCCUCCCCACUGUGCUGCUCCUAUGGCGGACUCUCCUCUUAACAACUCCUGGCCCUCCUUCUCCAAACUCUGGAUGAAGAGAUGGUCUUUCAAGAGAGCAUCAGAGUGCAAACCAUGUAGUCAGCCCUGUGGGUCUCUUGGUGCCCAGCUCACUGUCCAGUCUCCUGCUUUCACUGGGAGAGGAUCUUCCUCCUCUCUGUCGCCCGCCUCUGUCGCUGAAGAUGUCUUCUUUGAUAACACCUGUGACCAGGAUGCAUGUUCAGUAGUCAGUGACUACGACUGCCUUGGUGUGGAAGUGGGCAGCAGCGUGGAGGACCUGAUGGGAAUCAGUUCCUCGUUCAAAGACUCUGAUUACUUCAAAGACUUGGAGGGAGGAAUAUCAGCCACAGUUCCAGAAAACAGAGCCCCACAUGACUCAAAGAUUUCAUCCAUCAACAAACGUGUCCAGACUUCUCUGCCCACACUCUUCUCUCGGGUCAAUGCACCAUCACUGCCCUGCUACACACACCCUGAAGAGGAACCGCACUGCAACUUUGUGGUCACUCAGCUCAGCCCUAAGUCACAUCCAGGUUGUAUUAUCAACAGCAGUGACUCCUCAGGUCUUGCAGUCGGGCUUAGUCUGACCAUAAAUCUGAAUGGACUGUUGGAAUCAGUGGAAACAGCAAAGGGAAAAACGCUAUCAGACUGUGUAACGACACCGACCACAAUGGAUUCUGAGGGAGAGCCAGAUGAGGACAGCUUUCCUAUCCUGGUCAGAUCCAUGUCGACAUCUCGAAGGCACAGCUUGGGCGUUCCUGUGUCCCCCAUAAACCUGGGGAGGAGACUGAGUCUGGAUACCAUGGCCAUGAACAGCGAUGGGGAGCGAGAGGAUGACGAGGAGAGACAGAAUAGUCUCUUCCAGUCCACCCAGCAGCAGACCUACAGCUGCACAGCAUGUCCAGUGGACGAAACAGACAGUCCCCGGUUGAGGGUCCCCCGUCCCAGAGCCGACGUCACUCAAAUGGCCAGCGGUUCACUUGGCAGACAUCUGUAUUCCCGCUCAGAAAUCCUCGCCUCAGACGAAUAUCCCCAAGCGGCACACAUUUCCCACGUUGUCCAGACGUCCAAACAGGCCGCAAGGGCAGCGGGAGCGGAGGAGUUUGACCCAGAAGAAAAUCUUCAUUCUACUGAUGGACAGAGCCAUAUAGUCAAGCAGAGGAACAACAGAUCAGAUGUCAAAAAUUCAGAAAGUGUCACUUGGUACGAGUUCCUUUCUCAUAAGAAUGAGGAAGAGGAGGAUCGUACAGAGAAGGUGGAGAAAGGCACCAAGGUGAAGAGGACUCUGAGUUCUUUGAGGAACAGAAUGGCUGGUUCCUUUAAUAAAGAUAAGGGUAAGAACCGAGAAAAAGAUCCGCAGAAGGAGAAGGACGCCAAAGACAAAUUGUGUGGCAGAAGCAGCAGCAGCAACAGCAGCAGCAGCAGCAGUGGACAUUAUUUGGUGCCAGGCGCUUUUUCCAGCUGUGCCACCUGCUCACUGUGUAGCAAGAGCCUGCAGAAAAGGCAUGGCCUGCAAUGCAUGAUGUUUCUCAGUCAGUGUGUUGAGGCUUUGCUUGAAACGGUUUGAAGAUGGAUUACUUACCCAGCAGACUUACACAGUGGUGGUAUGUUGCGCUUUUUGUCUUUUACCUGCAGGGUUGGAGUUUGCAAGUAGAAAAAAUUAGCUCUGGGUUCGGCUGUGAGUUUUUUGACUUAACUGAGUACAAUCUAAGGAAUCCUAGCUCGUAUGAAGCAAUAAGGUCUACAGGGGUAUGCCCUUAUUAGAUAUUGUUGUGGUUUGGUGCAAAUUUUCCUCUGUACUGUAAUAUCAGGUCAUUGCUGGUUGAGGGACAUGACACUCCUGGUGAGGAUCAUUAAGAAGCAAGUUACUGCAUUAUUUUCAUUCAAAUCUGUGAGAAAUUGUUCAUUUAUUACCAAAGAGAAGGAGACUGAAGAAAACAAGUU
Molecule: messenger RNA, 2007 nt
Organism: Solea senegalensis (Senegalese sole)
Lineage: Eukaryota; Metazoa; Chordata; Actinopteri; Pleuronectiformes; Soleidae
Exons: 10
Coding region: 50-1630 (526 amino acids)
Source: RefSeq, a predicted model, not a curated record